ACUUCUUUCUACAUAAUCACAACAUGAGCGUACAAGGUUUUUGGGGUUUAGCCUUGCAUCCUGGCAAAACAUACAGCCAGAUUGUGUCUGCUUCUUUCCGUAUUGCUAUGGCUUCUCUUACCGAGCAAAUCAAGGAAAACAAGCGUACCACUGUUACCGUUGUUGUUGAUAACAAAGAAUACGUUUUAUGUACUUUGAUUCCUAACAAGAUUGAACAACAAUCCUUGGAUCAUACCUUUGUCGAAGGUGAAGAAGUAACUUUUGCUGUCAAGGGUGAAAAUGUGGUUCACUUGACUGGUAAUUACGUUUUCAGCGAUGACGAUGAAGAAAUGGGCUCAGAAGAAGAUUCUGAAAUUGACGAUUCUGAAGAAGAGUUUGAUCAAGAAGAAUUCCUCAAGAAGCUUCCUCCAGGUUUGACUCCUGAACAACUCCAAGAAUUUCUUAAUCAAGAAGGUGAUUCUGAUGAUGAAGUUGACAGUGAUGAAGUUAUUUCUGCUGAAGAAGUCGAUGAGGAUUCCGAAGAAGAAGAAGAAGAAGAAGAAAGUGAAGAAGAAAAACCCACUGCUAGCAAGAAGCGUGCUGCUGAAGCUUCUCAAAAGGAACAGCCUGCCAAGAAGCAAAAGGCUGAAGAGCCUAAAAAGAAGGAAGAACCUAAGAAGAAGGAAGAACCUAAGAAGAAGGAAGAACCUAAGAAAAAGGAAGAACCUAAGAAAAAGGAAGAAAAGAAGAAGCAAGAACAACCCAAGAACAAGGUCACCAAGCUUCCCAAUGGGCUCAUUAUUGAAGACGUCAAAGUUGGUGAAGGUGCUUCUUGUAAGGCCGGUCAAAGAGUUGGUAUGCGUUACAUUGGUAAGCUUACUACCGGUAAGGUCUUUGACAAGAAUGUCUCUGGUAAGCCUUUCAACUUCCUUUUGGGUCGUGGUGAAGUCAUUAAGGGUUGGGACAUUGGUGUCGCUGGUAUGAAGGUUGGUGGUGAACGUAAGUUGACCAUCCCUGCUCCUUUGGCUUAUGGUAAGCGUGGUGCUCCCCCAGACAUUCCCAAGAACGCCACCCUUGUGUUUGAUGUCAAGUUGGUUUCUAUGAAAUAAUAAACAUUUAUAUAUAUAUAUAUAUAUAUAU
Messenger RNA from Gilbertella persicaria, 1119 nucleotides. RefSeq lists its product as uncharacterized. The coding region runs from base 24 to 1088 and encodes 354 amino acids. Gene Ontology annotation, cellular component: chromatin; nucleolus. The record is from RefSeq and is a predicted model, not a curated record. Gene Ontology annotation, molecular function: peptidyl-prolyl cis-trans isomerase activity; macrolide binding. Lineage: Eukaryota; Fungi; Mucoromycota; Mucoromycetes; Mucorales; Choanephoraceae. The transcript is spliced from 4 exons.